AUGUGCAUCUACAUCAUAACACACCACGCUUGUCCACACACCUCUCUAUUACUACAGGAGCGAUGUCCGGGAUCACUGAGUAGAAGAAUGAGCACUGGGGGUGGGAGAUACGAAAGCCCGCCGUGUAGGUUCGACAGGGAACGAUUUGAGAGAUGGAAGAGAGAAGCAGAGGGUCAGGAAAACGAAGAAACCCCGGCGACUCGGGAAAGGAGGGAUGAAGGAAAGUGGAAAAAGAAUGGAGGAGGGAGAAAGAUGGAAAGUGAGUUCAGAGAGAGGUGGGCGGAGGGACUUUGUGUUAAGUGUAAGGCAGAGAAGGAAGGCAGUCGGGCGCUAGCAAGAAAAUCUUCAUUCGCGGAAAUAGUAAAGAAUCUCUUGAGUAUCGAUCGAGAAUUGCAGGCGCAGAGACUAAGUGUGCACUCGGCAAGUGGAAGGGGCAAGUCAGCAAUUCCUCCCGUUCCUAUGAUUGGAAAAAGGAGGGGAAUGCGGUGA
Molecule: messenger RNA, 489 nt
Organism: Botrytis sinoallii
Lineage: Eukaryota; Fungi; Ascomycota; Leotiomycetes; Helotiales; Sclerotiniaceae
Exons: 2
Coding region: 1-489 (162 amino acids)
Source: RefSeq, a predicted model, not a curated record